This is a messenger RNA of Pseudocercospora fijiensis CIRAD86, 2442 nucleotides long. RefSeq lists its product as uncharacterized. Gene Ontology annotation, molecular function: DNA binding; ATP hydrolysis activity; ATP binding. Lineage: Eukaryota; Fungi; Ascomycota; Dothideomycetes; Mycosphaerellales; Mycosphaerellaceae. The transcript has a single exon. Bases 1 to 2442 code for a protein of 813 amino acids. The record is from RefSeq and is a predicted model, not a curated record. Gene Ontology annotation, cellular component: nucleus.
AUGAAAAAGCGCAAGUUCGGCACUCUCAAUCUGGGCACAAGCACUUUGACGCGUCCGGCGAAGGCACAGAAAGUGUUCUAUGGCAUCAAUAUACACCAAUUGCUGGACGACGCGAAGGCUGAAGAGAACAUACCGAAAGCCGCGAAGACACGGGAACAAAUACCAACGCCGCCAGCAGAGCCUGCUACCAAAAGCAAACGAGCCAAUCUGCUGUGGACGGAGAAGUACCGAGCCAGAAAGUUCACAGAUCUGAUCGGUGAUGAACGCACACAUCGCCAUGUCAUGCAUUGGCUGAAGCGGUGGGAUCAGAUUGUCUUUCCGGGAUCAUACCGACCUAAAGUCAAGAAGGGCGCACUUGUUGAGGAAGAGAAGCCGCAUCGCAAGAUUUUGAUGCUGACAGGUCCACCUGGAUUGGGCAAGACCACUCUGGCACAUGUAUGCGCGAGGCAAGCUGGAUAUGAGGUGCAAGAGAUUAAUGCAAGCGACGAAAGAAGUGCCACUGUAGUGAAAGGCAGAAUAAGAGAUAUGGUGGGGACGGAGAAUGUCAAGAAUGUGGACAACAAGACUGCUGAAGGGAAGGUCAAGAAGGCCGCGAAGCCAGUCUGUGUGAUUGUUGAUGAGGUCGAUGGUGUGGUCGGUGGAAGUGGCGGAGGCGGAGAAGGAGGCUUUGUGAAAGCGUUGAUCGAUUUGAUUAUGCUUGACCAGAAGAACACUCCUCUGGCAUCGAUGUCUCAAGCACCAGCCAAAAACAAGAAGAAAGGCGAGCGCUUUCGACUACUGCGACCUCUGAUUCUGGUCUGCAACGACGUCUACCACCCAUCACUCCGACCCUUGCGGCAAAGCUCGGUGGCAGAAGUGAUUCACGUACGGAAGCCGCCAGUGCAAAGCUUGGUGACUCGCUUACAGCAAGUCUUCGAGAAAGAAGGCGUACCUUGCGACACUGAUGGCGUUCGAAGACUUUGCGAGGCAGCAUGGGGUGUCAGCAACCGGAAGGAGGAUCGCAAAGCAGCUGGAGCAGGUGAAGGUGAUAUGCGAGGCAUUAUGGUAGUUGGAGAAUGGGUGGCUGGCAAGCUACGAGCAUCAAACAACGGCAGCGAACGGCUGACCCGCAAAUGGGUAGAAGACAAUGUUCUCUCAGAUCUGGCUCAUGGCGGAGGUGGCGCCAGAGGUCUGGGACGAGGCGGGCCCAAAGACAUUGUUGAGCGUGUCUUCCAAGAAGGAGCUGGCUUUCCCAAAACAGCUCCAAUGUCCACGCCUCUCCAGAUAGCAGGCAAUGACGGCGUGAAAGGUGUGGCGGAAGGCGUUCGUCGGACCGCUACCUCUCGCCUUCGAGAGCUUAUCGACACGCUCGGCGACACGGACCGCAUCAUCACAGACUGCUUCUCAACUUACCCCGAACGGCCUUUCCAAGACGACACUAUGCUCUCCAAGCCCGAUUCCGCCUAUGAGUGGCUCAACUUUCACGACCGUCUCUCAUCGGCAGUCCAUACGAGCAAUGAAUGGGAACUAGCUCCUUACCUUAGCACACCAGUUCUCGCAUUCCACCACCUCUUUGCCUCCCCCACUGGUAUCCAAUACCAAGCACCUACAGCCAUGGCCGACGCAGACACCGAAGACUCGUCUCCCACCCAUCCCUUCUCCGGCCCUUCAGCCUCCUGGACAGCUCACGAAGCCCAGAAAUCCAACGAAUCUCACCUUCAAACACUACAGUCAAACCUCUCCCUGUCCCUACUCCGCUCCUUCCGCUCUCACACCGACAUAGCAACAGAUCUCCAACCCUACCUCCUACGAAUGCUCAACCCCUCAGUGAACCCAAUCGUAGUAGGAGGCAGCGGCAAAGACAAAGGCACAGCCUCCGUGCGCAAAGCAAGCGAACAAACCCUCAUAAAACGCGCCGUAAACGUCAUGGGAGCAAGUGGGAUCAGAUUCGAACGUGUUCGACUCGAUGGCGGCGCAUUUGAAGAGAAGAGGUUCGGCGCAGCCAAUGAAUGGGUCUACCGAAUGGAACCUCCGAUCGAUACGUUAUGUACCUUUGAAACCGGUGGCAAAGGUUUUGGUGAAGCGGGAGGUGUCAAGACACGCUACGCAGUCCGACAAGUCUUGGAACAGGAAUGGAAGAAAGAGGAAGUACGACUUGCUGAGGAGGCUCGACUUGCAAGAUUCGGGGUGGCGAAUUCUACGGCUGUUGCGCCAGCUGAUGUGAUGAAAAAGAGGAAGCAGUUGGACGAUGUUGACGCUGGUGGGAAAAAGAUUGUGAGGGAUUUCUUUGGGAGACCGGUGGUGGUUCCGUUGAAUGGGGAAGAGACUGAAGUGCAGAAGAGGAGGAGGAUGGAAGCGGAGAAGAGAGAGAAGGGACUGGGUGUUUGGGUUACGUUUCACGAGGGUUUCUCGAAUGCUGUGAGGAAACCGAUUACUUUGAAGGAGUUCAUGCAAGGUCUGUAG